Messenger RNA from Stylonychia lemnae, 1758 nucleotides. Lineage: Eukaryota; Ciliophora; Spirotrichea; Sporadotrichida; Oxytrichidae. The record is from the annotation of a GenBank genome assembly.
AUGAAUUUCGAUGAUCCAUCAUAAUUCUUGAUGAUGCCUCCUGGUGGUGGAUAGCCUAGAGCAGGUAAAAUAUCUCAUUCAGCAUCAUUUACUAAUUAUUAUGACUACUUAGGCAAUCAAAUGAAAAAUUAAUCUUCAAUGAAUAUGGGAAAAGGUUAUGGAGCUCAAAAUUCUCCCUCAUCAUAAUUAAAUGGGAACAUUAAAAUGCCAUUUCCAUCAUAAUUAGAUGUAUUUAGUAAAGAUGGGAAUGAUUAAUUCGGAUAUAAAGAUCCUGAAAAUUUUAAUGACUUUGAAGGUAUGGGAUAUAAUGGAGCACCUUCGAUUGUUGACACUUAUAUUGGUGAUUCCCAAAAAGAUUAGUUGAUUCAGAAAUUGAGAUAGUAGAAUGGAAUCUUGAGAGAGAAGCUAAAGGAAUUGAAUGUAGCUCUGGAUACAGCAUUAGAGAAGGCAUCAAAGAACUUGAACAAGAAGAAUAAUUAGCUUCCACCAAAUAUAGAGCAGCUAUUCAAGUCAAAAGACAGAGAGAUGAUGAACUAAGAAUAGUAGAUACUGAAUUUAAAAAAGGAGGUGCAGUCUCUGAGAUAAAGACUAGAUACUGAUUCUGGAAUUGAAAAAUAGAUGAAACUUGAAUCAAAUCUUAAAGAGGCAGAGAAAAGAAAUUAGGAGCUAAUGAGAGAAAUAAAAGCGUUAUAAAAAAUAUAGAAUGAACAGGGCAAAGCCUUGGAUAAAAUAACGAAUUCUAAUGACUAUAUAAAUAAGAUAAAAAAUCUAAUGGAUGAAUUAAAGCUUACUAAGGAAAGACUCAAAGACUUUGAGGAGAAGGCUCGAGGGCAAAUAUAACUAAAAAACUUCGAUAAAGAUGAGUAGAAGAGUAAAGAUCAAUUGAUUGAGGAACUGUAGAUUAGAAACGCCUAAUUAGAAAAAAAUAAAGAGAUACUAGAGAAAUCUAGGGAGCAAGAUCUUAAGAAGAUAGACAUGAUGAGAAAAAAGCAUAAGUCUUAGAUUGAGGAAUUAUUUGCUUAGCUUGAACAUCUCAAUAGGGGAUAUAAAGAAAAAGAUUAAGAGAGCCGCAUAGUAGCUUCUAGGUUGAAGGAGAUGAGCAGAGGUAUUAAGAAUAGUCAGCUAGCGCCACUAAAUGAUAGAAUUAGAAAUGCUAGUGUGGAUAUUAGUUUGAACUAGGAUAUUUAAGAUAAAGCUGGAGCAAGAGGACUUGGCUUAGCAGAAAAAUCUUCUAUAGUAAAUUCUCACAAAUAUCAGUCAAAGAUACCUUAGUUAAAGCAAGUUGGUUUAAAACAUAACUUCCCAAUAACUCAGCCUUAGACGCCAUCUAAAAUUAGAAACCUAGGUAGUCAGCUAGGAAGUAAGCAUGGUGGAUCCUCAUCAACGAACAGGAAGGAAACUGAAUAGUUUGUGAAUCUAUAAAAAGUUAACUAUAAGUAAAUGGUUGAUGACACUAAGAAGGGUUUGGCUAAAAACUAUAGCAAGCAUGAACUAUCUAGCAUUACAAAAAAUGAUAAGUCUGAUGAGGAAUUUUAUGACUAUGAUGAGAAAUCUUUUGAAAAGAGAUAUGGUCAGAGACUGAACCAAGCUUCGACUAUCGAUAGUGAAAAUUAGAAGUAAAGCUAAUUCAAGAAUCAGAAGGCAGGAGGCUAGAAUGAGGGGGGCAAGUUUGAAUUACCAAAUGAUACAGAGAGUAAUGUAGAUGUGAAUUAGUCUAUGAUUGGACUAAGUAAUCAGAAUAGAAGAUAGCAGCAAUGA